Messenger RNA from Beauveria bassiana ARSEF 2860, 1464 nucleotides. RefSeq lists its product as uncharacterized. Gene Ontology annotation, biological process: regulation of DNA-templated transcription. Gene Ontology annotation, molecular function: DNA-binding transcription factor activity, RNA polymerase II-specific; zinc ion binding. The record is from RefSeq and is a predicted model, not a curated record. NCBI's taxonomy places the organism in Eukaryota, Fungi, Ascomycota, Sordariomycetes, Hypocreales, Cordycipitaceae. The transcript has a single exon. The coding region runs from base 1 to 1464 and encodes 487 amino acids.
AUGGAGCCCCAUCAUCCUCCGGUACAAGAGUCUCUCAGAGUCUCUUGUGAUCGUUGCCGGGCGAAAAAGUUGGCCUGCGUCAUCUCCACACCGGAAGAGUCGCGGAGUGCCGGACAGCAAUGUGACCGAUGCAUUCGGGCGAGAUUAGAAUGCGUCUUUAGUCGGCGCGCGCAGACACGCAAGGGCAACAACGGCACCCGGCGCACAAACAAAGAACGUACCAGGAGCAACACAACGUCGCAGAGGUUUGAGAUGCAGUGUGACCCGCAGCAACCGACGGAGACCGGAUGUGCUUUGGUAUCAUCCGGACUACUCCCUGGCUCUUCCAUGGAUCUCACAACUCUCGACCCCUCUUGGGAACUCAUGCAUGGCGAUGGUUUACCUGCAAUGGACGACCACGUGCUGCAUACUUAUAUCAGCUCUCUCUCUAAGGAUGAGGAGAUUUUCCGUCAGCCGCAUCCGCUCGAGAAUCACUUCGACAUGUCUUCCUUGCCUCUAACAGCCGAAAGCAGCUGCAGAACACCACUUUGGGGUCAUGCAUCCUCUGGGUUUGGAGACUCCUCCCCCGAUAAGCGGAGUAGCCCUUCUCAGUUCAUGAGUGUCUCUGUGCUCGUGACUGAGAUUCAUGAGCAAACCAUUAUACUUAAAGGCGACCCUCGCAUUCCGAGCCUCAGUGGUGUCGAAGAAAGCCCCCAUAAGUACUCCGUUGGUCCAGUCUUGAGGCUGACGCGAAGACUUGCCGCUGAACUGCGACACUUGUGGCGGCCAAAGUUGUCGACCCAAGACAUACAACAACAACCUCGUCCCGCCUCUUCUCUCUCUGCUCCCACAUAUCCCGUGUGUCCAGGCAGCACAGAUAUCUUGAGCGUACCUCGAGAUCAACAAACACCAUCUGAACUUGAUUCUAGGUCAAGUUUCACAGAGACGCCGGAUUUGGCAACCAAUCUCUUAAUGUUGACCGGUUACGCGUCUCUCGCGAAACUAUACCUGACCGUACUCAACCAGAUCCACAAUGUCCUCCAACAAACACCACAAUUUGCUUCUUCCUCUCGUCAUGCACAGUCUCACGAACCCGGAGAAGCAGAGAUACUACAGUCUGGGGAACUCUCAGCAGCUAUUGGGACAUUUGAAGCUUGUAGUAGGGUUUAUACAACCAUACAAAUGCUUCUGGACGAGUUUCACGCCGUGGAGGAGAUUGUUUCACUUCCUCAUCUGCACGACCUCGAUACCUUACCUUUUGAGAAGGAGAACAAUUCACUAGAAACGGCACAGCAGCAGCAGCCGCGAGGGGCGGAUCUUGAAUCUCAUACAAGCUGGCUGACAGGACAGAUAAAAAUGGUCAGGGCAGGUUUAAAGGAAGAUAUAUCUCGCACCCUGGGAAAUGGCAGCCAAGGAGAAUGGAGCAGCGCACUACAGUUUGGUCAUUAUCUCAAGGCAGUGCUUCGUGAAAGGAUGGGCUUAUAG